GUCCUCAUUGUCUCCUGCUGUGUAUGUGAUCAACUGGAGGGAGGUGCUCAGCUGGGAACAGAGAGAGAGAGACAGAGCUCUGAGGACACACACAACACGAGAGAAAUGGAAGUCUGACCAGAGCUGGAAUAGGGUAUUUUGUGCUGUAAGUGCUAGACACAGGAAUUGCAGGUCUCGAGGGCUCCCGUGGCACAUCAGUCUUAGCUGGGUUGAGCUGGGCUGGUAGUCCAAUCUCUCCCUUUUAUGCUCAUGAGCAUGACAGAGGUAGAGUGAGAAAAAACAUAUUUAGAGAAGGACAACAGCGUGUCUAAUCACAUACUGUACUGGGACAGCCAACAGGGUGGUGUUUUAUGUGAGGGGUUGACUUUUGGCUUGACCCACUCAUGAUGGGAUCUUCUGUGGAGUUAGUCUGUGCACUGCUAGUGAUUUAUACUCUGGGAAAGAACCAUUUGGUGUCUGGUGGUUGUUCUGGAAAAUGCUGCCGGGGCAGAGACAUGAGCUGUUUCACCACCGACUGGAGGAUGGACCGGGUCUAUGGGACAUGCUACUGUGACGAGAGCUGCAUCAGGACCAAGGACUGCUGCUUCGAUUACUUCACAGUUUGCCCAGGUCAGGACUGUGCCAUGAAUGACUGGAGCUUUUGGAGCGGCUGCACCAAGUUCUGCCAGCCUUCAGUCCGAGUCCGAGUUCGUCGCAUAGAGCAGGAGCCCACUAACAGUGGUGAACCCUGUCCUAGCUUGGAGGAGAAUGCUGGCUGCAUGGAGUACAGGGACCACCAGGGCAACCACUGUGGACUCGACUCAGGCCCCGCAUUCAUCACCAGUGUGGAGUUUGGCAAGGCCAGGCCCAAGCAUGACAGUUAUGGAAACCCUCUGGACCCUGGUUUCUGUGUGGAAUUUACACUGGAGUCCAGGACUCCCCACUGUACAGUGGAGAACAGGCCACACACACUUUGGAUGCGUUACAUAGCAGAAGGCUUUAAAGUGUGUGUCACAUGUGAACCUCCAGCUAUUCGAAACAACAGCAGAAGCUGCCAAGGAGAUGGUCAGGAAUCAAGCAAAGAAGCUUUGCUCCACUGGCAGGCAGUGGGAAACCCUCAGUGCCGUGGGACAUGGAAGAAGAUUCAGAAAACUCAGCAGUGCAGCUGUCCACCACAACACAGCUUUGUCUUCAUCUGAUUCAGACAAAACACCACUAAACGGUGCUGGAACCUGGUUUCUACAGUGCCCUAGUGAGUGGAAUGGAAAUAAUGAGAUUCCCCAAAAUGCUGAUAAUUUGAUAAAUAAAACAAAUGCUAUGAAUUUCCAAAGCAAAACAGAGAAAAUGAUGCCUGUAGUAUCUGGAUUUCAGUUAGGCUACAGGAGCCUGGAAGACAGUGAGAAAAGGGGCAGAGGUGAGAGUCAGUGGGUGACUUAGCAUGGCAUCCCUUAACACACUUUGAGCACCUAUCACAGUAGAGUUUGUAUAUUUGUAUUGCAAAAAACCACUGUUGUAUUCAUUCUUGUAACAAUUUUGUCAAAGAAUAUUUUACUUCAAAGUUUAAAAUGGCAGUAUUUCAUGUUUUUGAAUGUAUUAUGCAUUUAUUAAUUUACCCCACCACCCCCCACCCACCACCACCACCACCACAUUCACCACCACAUUCACCACUUAUUGUUCUAUGUUGACCGCCCUCUGGUGGUAUAUUCAUUUAAAUUCAACCCAAACCAUAGAUAGCAGUGAUGCUUGCUCACAUUAACUCAAAAUAAAACAUUAGACACCUUUAUACAUUUGGCAUUAUAUCAUGUAAAAAGGAGCAGUAGAGCAGUAAAACAAUUCUUUUCCUUUCAUUUGUUUGGACAGUCUCUUAGCUUUUGUUCAUUGUCAAAAAUACAGUAUGUUUUAAAUAUAGUGUUGGUAAAUGUAGUUCUACAUUUUAAGAAAACAAUGAAAAGCUAUCUUACAUCUGAUAAUAUCAAAAUACAUGU
Molecule: messenger RNA, 1964 nt
Organism: Monopterus albus (swamp eel)
Lineage: Eukaryota; Metazoa; Chordata; Actinopteri; Synbranchiformes; Synbranchidae
Gene: sbspon
Product: somatomedin B and thrombospondin type 1 domain containing
Exons: 5
Coding region: 384-1178 (264 amino acids)
Source: RefSeq, a predicted model, not a curated record